Messenger RNA from Felis catus (domestic cat), 3640 nucleotides. It is a transcript of the gene SALL4, whose product is annotated as spalt like transcription factor 4. Gene Ontology annotation, biological process: regulation of transcription by RNA polymerase II. Gene Ontology annotation, molecular function: RNA polymerase II cis-regulatory region sequence-specific DNA binding; DNA-binding transcription factor activity, RNA polymerase II-specific. The record is from RefSeq and is a predicted model, not a curated record. NCBI's taxonomy places the organism in Eukaryota, Metazoa, Chordata, Mammalia, Carnivora, Felidae. The coding region runs from base 226 to 3402 and encodes 1058 amino acids. Gene Ontology annotation, cellular component: nucleus. The transcript has 4 exons.
CUCGCCCCUCCCUGAUCAAUGAGGGCUUAUUUAAAUGAUCUCUGAGGUCUUGGACCCAGGCCAAUCAGCUGUCAGGGCUCAUGAUAAAUCGCAAUGCAUUAUUGAUAAUAAUAAUUACUGGGACAUGCGCGUUCUGGCCGAAGGGGGGUAAAUUUCCUAACUCCAGGAAUUUGUGGCGGAGUGGGCAAAUUACCGCGGCUCUCCAGGCGGCCCGAUGCUCGCACCAUGUCGAGGCGCAAGCAGGCGAAACCCCAGCACAUCAACUCCGAGGAGGACCAGGGCGAGCAGCUGCCGCAGCGGCCGGCCGCGGAGUUUGCAGAUGCGGCCCCAGCGGCGCCGGCGACGGGGGAGCCGGGUGCUCCAAUGAACCACCCAGGGAGUGGCAAUGACGUCAGCAGGGCUGGGGUGUCAGGGAAGAGGCCUCGUCGGGAGGAGACUCACGUCUGCGAGAAAUGCUGCGCGGAGUUCUUCAGCCUCUGCGAGUUCCUGGAACACAAGAAAAGUUGCACUAAAAAUCCCCCCGUCCUCAUCAUGCCCGACGGCGAGGGGCCGGUGCCUUCAGAAGACUUCUCCGGGGCGGUGCUGGGCCACCAGCCGCCCAGUCCAAGCAGUAAGGACGGUCCCAGGGAGGAUGGCGGCGGCCCGGGGGACACGAAGGAGAAGCUGGGGGCCGAGUCCGUCGUGUUCUUGAAGACUGAGACGGCCCCGCCGCCCGCGUCCCAGGACGUGAGCUGUCUGCCCAAAGGCAAGGUGGCCAGCACCAACGUCACCCUCCAGGCCCUGCGGGGCACCAGGGUGGCCGUGAACCAGCGAAGCGUCGAGGCGCCGCCGGCCCCCGUGCCCGGCGCCAGCAGCAUCCCGUGGGUCCUCGAGCAGAUCCUGUGCCUCCAACAGCAGCAGCUGCAGCAGAUCCAGCUCACGGAGCAGAUCCGCGUUCAGGUGAACACGUGGGCCUCCCACGCCCUCCACUCCGGCGUGGCGGGGGCCGACACCCUCAAGACCUUGGGCAGCCACGUGUCCCAGCAGGUGUCUGCGGCCGUGGCCUUGCUGAGCCAGAAAGCUGCGGGCCAGGGCCUGGCUCUGGACGCCUUGAAACAGGCCAAGCUACCUCACGCGCACGUCCCCGCCACGAGCGGCUCCGUGUCCCAGGGGCUGGCGCCCUUCGCCCUGAAGCCGGACGGGACGAGGGUCCUGCCCAACGUCGUGUCGCGCCUUCCCGGCGCCCUGCUACCUCAGGCCCCCGGCUCUGUGCUCUUCCCGAGCCCUUUCUCCACCGUGGCGUUAGACCCGUCCAAGAAGGGGAAGGGGAAGCCCCCGAACGUGUCCCCGGUGGAGGUCAAGCCCAAAGACGAGGCCGUCCUCUGCAAGCACAAGUGUAAGUACUGUAGCAAGGUUUUUGGGACCGAUAGCUCCUUGCAGAUCCACCUGCGCUCCCACACCGGCGAGAGACCCUUCGUGUGCUCUGUCUGCGGCCACCGCUUCACCACCAAGGGCAACCUCAAGGUGCACUUUCAUCGACAUCCCCAGGUGAAGGCGAACCCCCAGCUGUUUGCCGAGUUCCACGACAAAAUGGUGGCGGGCAAUGGCGUCCCCCAUGCGCUCUCUGCACCGGUCCCCGUAGACGAAUCGAGCCUCUCGUUAGACAGCAAGCCCGUCCUCGUGACAGGGACCCCCAGUGCAGGGCUACCUCAGAGUCUCUCUGCGGGGACUAACCCCAGGGACCUCGCGGGCGGCCCCCCGCCCGGCGACCUGCAGCCCGGGCCUUCUCCAGAGGGCGGGGAUGGCUCCCUGCUGCUCUCCGGGCUGGGGCCACACCACAGUUCCCCCAGGGUCGGUGGCUUCCAAGGGAGCGGGACGCCCGAGCCGGGCUCGGAGACCCUGAAGCUGCAGCGGCUGGUGGAGAACAUCGACAAGGCCACCGCCGAGCCCAACGAGUGUCUCAUCUGCCACCGGGUCCUGAGCUGCCAGAGCUCCCUCAAGAUGCAUUACCGCACCCACACCGGGGAGAGGCCGUUCCAGUGUAAGAUCUGCGGUCGGGCCUUCUCCACCAAGGGCAACUUGAAGACGCACCUCGGGGUCCACCGGACCAACACGUCCGCCAAGACGCAGCAUUCGUGCCCCAUCUGUCAGAAGAAGUUCACCAACGCGGUCCUGCUGCAGCAGCACAUCCGGAUGCACAUGGGCGGCCAGAUUCCCAACACGCCGCUGCCCGAGAAUCCCUGUGACUUCGCGGGCCCCGAGCCAGCGAUGGUCAGCGAAGACGGCGGUGCGGGGGCCGUCUGUCACGACGAUCUCAUCGAAAGCAUCGACGUCGACGAGCUCGGCCCCCAGGAGGCCCCCGGGAGCUCCUUGAAGGUCCCGCUGCCCCUCCCCAGCGGGCAGGCCGCGUCCCCCACCCUGGGGUUCGCCGUGACGGCUUCCCUAGACGCCCCCCCCGGGAAGGCGGGUCCCGCUCCUCUCGUCCUGCAGCGGCAAAGCAGCAGAGAAAACGGUUCGGUGGAGAGUGACGGCUUGACCAACGACUCGUCCUCCUCGGUGAUGGGAGACCAGGAGUACCAGAGCCGAAGUCCGGACGUCCUGGAGACCACGUCCUUCCAGGCGCUGUCCCCCGCCAACAGCCAGGCAGAAAGCAUCAAGUCCAGAUCUCCCGAUGCCGGUGGCAAAGCAGACAGCGCCGAGAACGGCCGCGCUGACAUGGAAGGUCGUAGCAGCCUGCCAUCGACAUUUAUCCGCGCCCAGCCAGCCUAUGUGAAAGUCGAAGUCCCUGGCGCGUUUGUUGGACCUGCGACCGUGUCCCCAGGCAUGACUCCUUUGCUGGUGGCCCAGCCACGCCGGCAGGCCAAACAGCACGGCUGUGCACGGUGCGGGAAGAACUUCUCCUCGGCGAGCGCCCUCCAGAUUCACGAGAGGACUCACACUGGGGAGAAGCCUUUCGUGUGUAACAUAUGUGGGCGUGCCUUUACCACCAAAGGCAACCUGAAGGUCCACUACAUGACGCACGGAGCCAACAACAGUUCUGCACGCCGAGGGAGGAAGCUGGCCAUCGAGAACACCAUGGCUCUGUUAGGAACUGAUGGGAAGAGAGUUCCCGAGAUGUUUCCCAAGGAAAUCCUGGCCCCUUCGGUGAGCGUGGACCCCGUCGUGUGGAACCAGUACACCACCAUGCUCAACGGAGGUCUGGCCAUGAAGACCAACGAAAUCUCCGUGAUCCAGAGUGGCGGCAUCCCCACGCUCCCAGUUUCCCUGGGGGCUAGCUCCAUUGUGAACAACACCACUAUCUCCAAGUUGGACGGCUCCCAGUCUGCCCUCGGUGCCGAAGUGGAAAAACCGGGUGCUGCUGACGGUGUCCCCAAACACCAGUUCCCUCACUUCCUGGAAGAAAACAAGAUUGCAGUCAGCUAAGCUCCGGAAGGGAUCCCUGGUUGAGGGAGAAAUGCAGAGGCAGAAUGACCUCCCCGACUAUACUUCCCCCCCCCCUUUUUAAAAGAACCCAUCCCCUCCUGUUUGUUUUCUUACUGAUGUGCAAAUGAUGUUUACAGUGUGAGAUCACAACCUCAGGCAAAUCCUACAAUCAGAUGUUAUGCUGCUUUGCAAAAAAAAAAAAAAAAAAUUGAAAAAAAAUUGAAAAAAGAAAAAUUGA